CUCCCUCCGGUACCUGUUGCUUGCCAAUAAAUCCCACCUAUUGAGAAGACAAUAUUGGUAGAGUGCUGGUAUGGAACAAUGCUGUCACUCCUUGCCUGGGCAUAUAUUCGCCAGUACGCCUCACAUCAUCACAAUUAUCACCCCCUGCUCGAGCAACAUUCCAGUAGACCUUUGGAGCAGCAGGACUUUCUCGGUAUUCGCGCGCACUUUGGCACUCACCAUGCUGCCACCGAGCAAAUCAACCAAAGCCAUCAAUAUCCGUAUGACGACGCCUCCGCUGCCGGUGGUCGGAGAGUGAAUCUGACCUCGUUGCAUCAUAUCCCGCUGAGCGCUUGGCAAGGUGUCAAACGGACUGUGGACGUGGGUGGGAUUGGGUUCGUAAAUCUUAAUCACUGCUGUACCAACGAGAGUCGUUCUUCUAUUAUGCGAUUUAGUGAUAACAGUAGCAAUUUGCUGAUAACUGAACAGAGUGUCAUCGUUGAGGUGAGUGGCAGUGGCACUUCCGGGAGCCACGUGUCUCUCGUCGAGCAGGUCCGCAGUGGUGAGACGGACAUAAACGACAGUGUCGUGGGUGUUGUUGGACGUCCUUCCGGUGUCGGCGGGGCAGAAGAUGUGUUUAGUAUGAACAUCACUCCGGCACUUUCUCAGGUUUUAUUAGCGCCAACAUCGGCGAGCGGUCCCGGAGCUGUUAUAUCGGUUGCCACGGCCACCAAAGUCGGCACUGCCAACGACAACGUGACGAGCGAGGAGAUAAAUUCUUUUUAUUUUUAUGAG
Ochlerotatus camptorhynchus is the source of this 774-nucleotide messenger RNA. RefSeq lists its product as uncharacterized. Lineage: Eukaryota; Metazoa; Arthropoda; Insecta; Diptera; Culicidae. The transcript has 2 exons. The annotation marks the transcript as partial. The record is from RefSeq and is a predicted model, not a curated record.